UACUAGUGUGUUUUUUUUUUAAGGGAAAAAGUUUAUUUAAUUUUGGAAGGGCAGUAAAAACAGACAGUAUAUACUAGAACAGAGAAGAAAAGAAAAAUGGUAAUUUUUGUUUGAAUGAAGGUGUAUGUAUAUAAAAACUCAUGAUCAUCACUUCUAAAAAAUUUCACACACUAAACCAAACCGCUUUACGGGAGGAGAGAGACUUUUGGGGGGUUUUGUUGUUUUGAGGUUUUUAGCCAAAAAGGCCAAAACAAGGUUGGCGCCGCGGGGAGGCCUUUUACCGUUGGCUUUUCAUUCCUCCGCCGCGCUGCCACCGCCGCCGCCAAUAUUGCCUUCAAUCCCCAAUAUUCUGCCUUUACAUUUGCUCCCCCACCUCAGAUCUCUCUUUCCUUUCAAUUCCAUUCUGUUUUGGCGAAGCUGCUGCAUUCCGGCUAUCAAUUACCAAGGUGUUUCUUUUGGUUGUAUUCAAUAGGAUAGGUUGGUUUUUAACUGCAUGGUUGAAUGCUGCUGAAGACAGCGUAUUGGAGAGGUUAACAUCAUUCAUUUCCCUGUCAGCUGAAAGGCAGUAAAAGAGUUUGCUUCAUUUGUCGAACUUACUAACUAUUCAAUGGCUACGUCUUCAAUGCAUACCUUUAACCCACCUGUUGGAGUUAAAUCUCCAUAUUUUCAACCUCUUUGGUUACAACAAAGACAGAUACGGAAUUUUGGUCUUCCCUUCCCCUUGGAUUCCUCUUAUUUUCCCGCCCGAACAAGGAGGCGUCCUUUGUUACUUAAGGUUUCAUGUCAGCGGCGUCCUGGGGAUGUUUCUGUCAAGUAUCAUCGUGGUUCAACAAAUGCAAGUGUGCUUGAAUGUGGAGAAACCGAUAACUAUACAUCGCAAGAUAAUGAGUUUACUUGUGUCAUGAAGUUUGGUGGUUCAUCAGUUGCCUCGGCCGAAAGGAUGAGAGAGGUUGCCGAACUUAUAUGCAGCUUCCCUGAAGAGAGGCCUAUAAUUGUUCUCUCUGCCAUGGGGAAGACAACUAACAAUCUUUUGCUGGCUGGAGAGAAGGCUGUCACUUGUGGUGCUUCAAAUGUCGAUGGGCUCAAAGAGCUGGACUUCAUCAAGAACUUGCAUCUCAGGACUGUAAAUGAACUUGGGGUUGAUAGUGCCAUAAUCUCAAGGCACCUAGAUGAGUUGGAGCAGCUUUUGAAAGGUAUUGCCAUGAUGAAAGAGCUCACCCCUCGUACUAGGGACUAUUUGGUUUCAUUUGGAGAGUGCAUGUCUACAAGGAUUUUUGCAGCGUACUUGAACAAAAUCGCAGUGAAGGCUCGCCAAUAUGAUGCGUUUGACAUUGGAUUCAUAACAACAGACGACUUUACUAAUGCGGAUAUAUUAGAAGCCACUUAUCCAGCGGUUGCAAAAAGAUUACAUGAUGAUUGGCUUAAUGAUCCUGCGAUCCCAAUAGUGACUGGCUUUCUUGGAAAGGGUUGGAGAACUUGUGCAGUGACUACAUUGGGCAGGGGCGGUAGUGAUUUAACUGCAACAACCCUAGGCAAAGCAUUGGGUUUGCGUGAAAUUCAGGUGUGGAAAGAUGUUGAUGGUGUUUUGACAUGUGAUCCCAAUAUAUACCCUGGAGCAGAACCAGUCCCAUUCCUAACCUUUGAUGAGGCUGCUGAACUUGCAUACUUUGGUGCACAGGUCCUUCACCCACAGUCCAUGAGGCCAGCUAGGGAAGCUAACAUACCCGUCAGGGUAAAAAACUCAUAUAAUCCUAUGGCUCCUGGCACCCUUAUAACUAAAGAUAGAGACAUGAGUAGGGCUGUAUUAACAAGCAUUGUUGUGAAACGGAAUGUAACUAUGUUGGACAUUGUUAGCACUCGUAUGCUUGGUCAAUUCGGAUUUCUGGCCAAGGUUUUCUCUAUCUUUGAAGAUUUGGGCAUAUCAGUUGAUGUUGUGGCCACUAGUGAAGUCAGUAUAUCUUUGACAUUGGAUCCUUCAAAGCUCUGGAGUCGAGAACUGAUACAGCAGGUAAUACCUUUAUUGUUGGGAUGCAUGGUAUUCCAAUUUUAUAUGUUUUCUAUGUGAAAUGGAUGUGUUAGAAUUAUUUUCUAGAACUAUGCAACUUUGAUUAUUGUUGUCUACGACUGAGGUAUAACCACUAAUUUUAGCAGGAGCUUGAUCACGUUGUAGAAGAACUAGAGAAAAUUGCAGUCGUCAAUCUUCUUCAGCACAGAUCGAUCAUUUCUCUGAUUGGGAAUGUGCAGAGAUCUUCACUGAUUUUGGAAAAGGUUAGAUAUUCAUCUUGUCAUUUUACUUCAUAUUUACCACUAACCAUUUACUGUUGUCCCUUUGAGUUUAACAGUUUUCUGCUUGGUGUUUUGUCUGAAAGCAACUAGACUCUCCUCUGUUUCUUGGCUUGUGAUUUGUAUGUAAAAUGUUGUUAUGCAAUAUCAUGAUUUUUUUUCUUCUUGAGACAGGUUUUCCAUGUUUUCCGGGCUAAUGGAGUGAAUGUUCAGAUGAUUUCACAAGGUGCAUCAAAGGUAAUUGCUCUUGGUUUUCGAAAUUUAUUUUCCUUUUCCUCCUUUCAUUUUGAGUUGGGUUGGGAUUAAAUUCAGAUCUGAUCAAUUCUUAAAGUAGUGUCAUGUAAGAUAAUGUUAAUCAAGCAGCAAGCGACAUAAAUAUUUGAUACUUUUGGAUGUGUUGCUGGAUCAAUGAGUAAUUUUCCUGUGAAUCAGGUAAAUAUCUCGUUAAUAGUGAACGACAGUGAAGCAGAACAAUGUGUCAGGUGUCUUCAUUCGACAUUUUUUGAGAGCGAUCCCCCAACUGUUUUACUGGGAAGUAAAUCGGGAAAUGGUUCAAUUGUAUCCGAGUCAAAUGUGUGCUGACAAGCCUUUCUGAGCUGUGGUUGAUGUGGUUUUUCGUCCCUUUUUGAUUGAGAAUUAACACCUCAGGCGUCACUCAUAAACAACAACUUUUGGUUUAUGCAUAUGACGCUUGUCUUAGGUGUUCGAGGUGAUAUGUUACAACAUUAUGUUGAUGAGAAUUAGUAAGACCGAGUUUGGGAGAAUAGAUCAUAGAGGUCAUGAUCUGCAGACAAGCAGACAAGAUAUAUGUAACAUUGUUGUUGUAAUUGGAUCAUUUUGUAAUGAUGGUUUAAAAGAUUAUUUGUGUCUCAUCAUAUUAAUUAUAUAGCGGUUACCUUCUUUUGAAUGGGAAUAUAUAUGUUAAUUUGAUAAAGCAUGGUGUCAUGGUGAUAUGAUCCAUACAUGUCCGAAAGGUCUUGCUGUUUCUGUUGUUUGAUGCGAAGUUAAUAUCACAGAUCGUUGCAAUUUGAGUGUGUGUGACUUUAGUGUGUCAUGGCGAGCUUUCUAGAACAGCUUAUAGAUGAUUUUAUUUUUGGCUUACAUUUAUAAUAUUUUGUAUCUCAAAUACAUUCAAGGUUAAAGCAAUCACCAUUGCUUCUCCUGCUAAUCAAAACUACCUUCUUUCUUAC
Molecule: messenger RNA, 3473 nt
Organism: Oldenlandia corymbosa var. corymbosa
Lineage: Eukaryota; Viridiplantae; Streptophyta; Magnoliopsida; Gentianales; Rubiaceae
Source: the annotation of a GenBank genome assembly